AAAGAGUCUAAGUAAUAAAGAAACCGCGUUUUCUUAGAAUUUUGCAGUUCUGUUGUCAUUGUUUCUAGUUCUUUUUCUAACAGACAGAAACGAUCAAAGACAUAGAUCAUAAUGUCUACAGAGAUAAUGUGCACUCGGAAUGCCAGUCAACGUCAGGCCGAGAAACAGAAACAGACGACACCCAUUAAAACUCUAGAGGACGACCGCACAAGUACGAGCACCGCCUGUAGCGACCAGCACAUUGAGAUCGACUGGAAGAAACGCGUCAAGCUGGAAUACGUCAAACUGUGUCAGUUGAGACGACUCAAGAGAGCCGGCGAGGUCACUGCUGCGUUUAUGGUGAACCGUAAAGAGAUAGACGAGAAGAUUGAUGGACAGAGCGAGUGGUUGAAGGAACAGACCGUCCAGUCUCUACUCACACCCGAGACUUUCAGUGACAUCCCCAUUACAAAGAAAUGUGAAGUUGUCAGUGGUUUUAAUUUUCCCAGCCAGACGACACCACUGCGAGUUAUGAAGGACCUGCGAUCGAUACCAUGCAUGUACAGCUGGGCCCCACUCAAACAGAACUUCAUGGUUGAGGAUGAGACAAUUCUACACAACAUUCCAUACAUGGGCGAUGAUAUCCUCGACAAGGACGGAUCUUUCAUCGAGGAACUGCUCAAGAAUUAUGACGGAAAGGUGCAUGGCCAGAAGGAUGCCAGUCUGAUGACAGACAACAUGUUCAUAGAGCUGGUCCGGGCGUUAGAACUUUUGUACCCUGACGCUGAGACGGAAUCACGUAAAGAUGCAUGCGAGAUUAAACAAGAGAAGGAAGACUCAAACAUUCCGCCCAGAAUCAUCUUCGAGGCCAUUUCCAUGACUUUUCCUGAUAAAGGCUCGUCAGAAAAUCUCCGAAAGAAGUUUAAAGAAUUGAUGGAAGCUCAAGACCCGAACACGUUACCUCCUGAAUGUACUCCCAAUCUUGACGGACCGAACGCCAAGUCCGUCCCUCGAGAGCAGACAAUGCAUUCCUUCCAUACCCUGUUUUGUCGCAGAUGUUUCAAAUACGACUGUUUUCUUCAUCCCUAUCAUCCUACACCUAGUAUGCUGACGAGGAAAAUUGCUGACAGAAAGUUAAACUCGGAGCCCUGUGGUGUGGAAUGUUUUAUGCAUUUGGUCGGUACAAAGGAAGCACACAAUUCAGAUUCGGAGAAGUCUGAAGUUUCAGAGAAGUCUGACAAGAGCGAAGUUUCCGAUCGCAGAAAAAUAUUGACUCCAUUGAUGGUCGGACGUAAGCGUAAACAGAACGGCGAGACCAGCAGUGAAACUGAAAGUGAAAGGAGCAACGACGCGACAGAUGUGGAAAUCAAGUUUCCGGACAGAAAACGACAGACAACGCCCGUCUGGUCCGGUGCAGAUGAAUCUCUGUUUCGUGUGCUAAACGACAUGUACCGCAACAACUACUGUGCAAUAGCCGAGCUGAUUGGAACCAAGGACUGUAGACAGGUUUAUGAGUUUGCUAUAAAAGAAGAAGCACACAUUCCUGAUCUGAAAGAAGAAAGAAUACAGACUCCACCACGAAAGAAGAAGAAGAAACAAAGACUCUGGUCGAUGCACUGUCGUAAGAUCCAGCUGAAGAAGGACGGCUCACCUAACCCUGUAUACAACUACCAGCCGUGUGACCACCCCGGCCACCGCUGCGAUGAGACCUGCCCCUGCGUCAUGGCGCAGAACUUCUGCGAAAAGUUCUGCCAGUGUAGCAGUGACUGUGAAAACCGGUUUCCAGGAUGUCGGUGUAAGGCUCAGUGUAAUACGAAACAGUGUCCGUGUUUUCUCGCCGUCCGGGAGUGUGACCCUGACCUUUGUCAGAUGUGUGGAGCAGAUUCGUUUGAAACAAAUCAGAUAUCCUGUAAGAAUGUGAGUGUGCAGCGAGGUCUUGGCAAGCAUUUACUGUUAGCACCGUCCGAUGUUGCUGGAUGGGGGAUAUUCUUAAAGACUCCCGCUGAGAAAAAUGAAUUUAUAUCCGAGUACUGUGGCGAGAUCAUAUCCCAAGAUGAGGCUGACCGUAGAGGCAAGGUUUACGACAAAUACAUGUGUAGUUUUCUCUUCAAUCUCAACAAUGAUUUCGUUGUUGAUGCCACACGGAAAGGCAACAAGAUUCGUUUUGCGAACCACUCAAUCAACCCGAACUGCUACGCCAAGGUGAUGAUGGUGAAUGGAGAUCACCGGAUCGGAAUAUUCGCCAAGCGACCCAUUCAGGCAGGAGAAGAACUAUUCUUUGAUUACAGAUAUGGACCAACAGAGCAAUUGAGAUUUGUUGGCAUAGAGAGAGAUGCGGAAGUUGUGUGAACAAUGAAAAUGUGUUUGAAUUUAGUGUUUGUUACAAUCACUCAAUCACUGAAUUUUAAAUGUGAACAUGCAGAAUUAAUCAAGACUGUAGGCCCAAGCUGACGUGAAUGAAGAUUUGUACUCGUGAAAAAUCAAGGGGAAAAAAAAGAAGGAAUUUGUGUUUAAGCUCAGGGUUCAAGUCAAGAUGCAUGAACAUUUGUACUGAUCAAAACUCAUGAAAAAGAGACUUGUUUUAAUGAUACUAACUGACUAUCAGAUAUCCUGUGAUGGGAUUGGUCAACAGGCAAAAGCCUGUAUUAAGCCUUUUCCUCUACAUUUUACAAAUACAAAUGUUUUGUAAGCCAAGAUGAGUUAAGUAGUUAAAUAAACUCUUUAUCAGUG
Gigantopelta aegis is the source of this 2709-nucleotide messenger RNA. Its product is annotated as histone-lysine N-methyltransferase EZH2-like. The record is from RefSeq and is a predicted model, not a curated record. NCBI's taxonomy places the organism in Eukaryota, Metazoa, Mollusca, Gastropoda, Neomphalida, Peltospiridae. Gene Ontology annotation, biological process: chromatin remodeling. The coding region runs from base 112 to 2328 and encodes 738 amino acids. Gene Ontology annotation, molecular function: histone H3K27 methyltransferase activity; protein binding. The transcript has 18 exons.